ACAGGGCGGACUUUCGGCCCAGAAGUGGCGUUUGUUCCAUGGACUGAAGUGCUGACCGCUCCCUAAAUAUAUUUUAUAUAAACUGUUUUAAAAAGCUGCUUUAAUUAAUCUGUUGGACAAAGGUGAAGACGGACUUCCGGUUCUGCGCUGUUUCUUCUGGUCACUUCCAACUGGACAGCAGCGCGAUGCCCGAGUUUCACCUGAACGAGACGUGCGCAAACGGCUCUUUGCUGACACUGUGGUGUGGAUCCCAGACCGCUGUGUGUUUGGUCACCACAGAUCAAACUCUGAUCCUCACACACCUGAACAACAGUCGACAAACAGGUAUGCAAACUUACAGUUCCUACAACAUGUGGCUGGGAUUAACUCUGGCAAUGCUGUCGUCCUUCCUGAUUGGUGGAAGUGUCAUCCUCAAGAAGAAAGCUCUCAUCCGGUUGGCCAGCAAUGGACACAGCAGAGCAGGUGAUGGAGGAUAUGGCUACCUUAAAGACUGGCUCUGGUGGGGAGGCCUGUUGACCAUGGGAGCCGGAGAGGUGUGUAAUUUUGCUGCCUACAUGUUCGCGCCAGCCACACUGGUGACCCCCCUGGGUGCGCUCAGUGUCCUCAUCAGCGCGGUUCUCUCCUCCCGCCUGUUGGAGGAGCAGUUGAAUGUGGUGGGGAAGUUCGGCUGUCUGCUGUGUGUACUCGGGAGCAUUCUGUUGGUCAUUCAUGCCCCACAAGAACAAGAAGUCACAUCAAUACAGGACAUGACCAAUAAGCUGCUGGAGCCAGGUUUCCUGUUCUAUAUUGUGGCGGUUUUGGUUCUGUGUGCGGUUCUGGUGUUGUAUUUCUCUCCACGUUCUGGUCGUUCCAACAUCCUGAUCUACAUCGGGAUCUGCUCGUUGCUGGGAGCCUUCACCGUAUCGUCGGUGAAGGGCCUCGCCAUAGCCAUCAACACCGUGACUUAUGACAUCUCUGUGCUCAGCCAGCCUCUUACAUGGAUCCUGCUGCUCACCCUCAUUGUUUCAAUAGUAGCACAGGUGAACUACCUCAACAAGUCUCUGGACACCUUCAACACCCUGCUGGUGUAUCCUAUCUACUACGUCCUCUUCACCUCUGUGGUCCUUUCCACCUCCAUCAUCCUUUUCCAGGAGUGGAGCAGCAUGUCUGCCGUGGACGUGGUCACAACACUGGGCUCGUUCCUGGUCAUCGUGGUGGGCGUGGCCUUGCUACACCUGUUCAGGGAGUUGCAGAUUACAAUGAAGCAGCUGACCAAUCAGCUUUCUCAGCCAGUGGAGAGGGUGGGACUUACAGAAGAAGUCACAACCAAUGGAAGAAGAGGAAGGAAUAAAAAGGAGGAUAAAUAUGGACUGAUGGACAAUGUAGUCAUAGAAAGUCUGCCUCCUAUGAGAGAGGAGGGACCCAGAGUUUUCAUAAUCAGCUGAAAAAGAGAAUUCCAGAAGUUUCUGUUCUGUUACUUGACAUUUCCUGCACUUUGUAAAACAUUUGCUGCCAUCUUAGUUCAUGCUAUAGGUCCCUCCAAUCUCGCAUGUUGGUAUUUAAUGGUACAGUACUAGUUAACCUUUUUAAUUUGUAAAUAUUUAAGAAAUUUUUCCCAUAAAUACCAUUUUAGUUGAAGGUUUAAAUAAUUUAUUGGAAAUAAGUACUUUAGAGCCCACUCAUAAUAUGCUGUCAAAGAAAUAACAAUAAAUAACAAUAAUAAUAAUAAUAAUAAUAAAUAAGACAAGUUGACAGAAAACAAGAAAAUCCAAAACAUGGAUCAAAGUUUACCAUCAAACUGGUUGGUUAAAUAAUAUCAAACUGCUCCUCAUAAAAAGACAUCUCCUCAUACCUUGAGCAUUUUAAAGAUUUUACUUGAUGGCAUUAAAUUAUAAGAUGAGUUGGUGUCUUCUGUUAUGGACUCCAAAUUGGUUCUGCCUCCUCUUUCACAGGAGGUUUGGCUGGAAAGAGUUUUUCUGUGAUGUCUCAGGCUGUUUGUUCAUUAAUCACCAGUUAGACUGGCUGAGUCCCAAGAAGAUGUUAAUUGAAAAAACCAUAAUGGCACCAAAGAAGUUUUUUUUUUUUUGCAGUUGACUUUUUACCCCUAAUACCCUUUUUCAAAGUUUUUGUACUACUUGUGGCCUUUUUUAAACAGUAGAAAGAACGAAAGGCAGAGAGUCUAAAUAAAUUGAAAAGUCAAAUGUAAUUAAAUAUUCCUUUAAAUUGGUGAUUAUUUCCGACAUGUACACUUGUUUAAAUAACAAGUAUACAUGUCAUUGGAGGAGGCUCACAUUUUCAUUUUAGCUGUUUUAAACAGACAUAGUGUCCUAAUUUAUUCAUCAUCAGAAAGAUGGUGUUAGUUUAACAGGAAGCAUUUUUAAUCACAUAAUCACCAUUUUCUAAGGGUGUCAUUUAUUUGGGUGUCAUGCUGUGUGUGGCCUGAUUGUUGGAAACGAUAAAAUAAGAUUUUGGCUGUUACGCAGGGCACUGCGCUGCUUUCAAAAUGAACAGCCAAACUUCACCUUAACUAUUGUUUAGAAAGUGGACUGGUUAGAAAACUUUUGGUAUGAUUACCUACCAAAUAUUAGCUCUAUCUUGCAUAGCAACUCUGAGAUCUGUUAAGUGUGGAUCUGCUUUCUCUGCUGUGCUGCUGUUUUUUGAAAUCCCUUAAAAAACUGAGAUGGAAGACAUUUCAGCUUCUGCUUGAAGUAUUUGGUGACUGAAACUAGUUUCUUUCAGUUGAAGUUGUAGACAUUCAUUUAGUGUUUUAUUUUAUGUGUUAAAAUUACAACAGAUGUCUCAAAAAUGAGGUUAGAAAUGAGUCAAGCGACGUUUUCUUCUGAGUCAGUGUUAGGGUGAGUCAGGUAUCGUUAAGAGCUUUCAUGACAGCUGCAUCUCAGUAGAGGAUCAUAGACAUUAGGCUUGCAGCUAAGAAUAAAAUUGAUUCAUCUUAUCCAUUUUUCUAACAAUUGUUUAGUCAGCAAAAAUAUGUAUAUUCUGCAGAUUUUUCAUUUAUCUAUUUUGUGCUUUUAUACAGUACUAAAUACAUUAAAAUAUGCAAAUGAACAACUGAA
Molecule: messenger RNA, 3053 nt
Organism: Poeciliopsis prolifica (blackstripe livebearer)
Lineage: Eukaryota; Metazoa; Chordata; Actinopteri; Cyprinodontiformes; Poeciliidae
Gene: nipal4
Product: NIPA like domain containing 4
Exons: 10
Coding region: 186-1424 (412 amino acids)
Biological process (GO): magnesium ion transport
Cellular component (GO): membrane
Molecular function (GO): magnesium ion transmembrane transporter activity
Source: RefSeq, a predicted model, not a curated record